Messenger RNA from Macrosiphum euphorbiae (potato aphid), 3138 nucleotides. NCBI's taxonomy places the organism in Eukaryota, Metazoa, Arthropoda, Insecta, Hemiptera, Aphididae. The record is from the annotation of a GenBank genome assembly.
AUGGAUGACGGUAGUGGGGAUCAAAAGGCAAACGAUGUGCAGUCUGAUCUCAAACAAAAUUGUGUGGAAAACGUAAAUUCCAUACAGCCACCUUUAAGUGAUAAUUGUGUAGCCAAAAAGACGUCAUUUGAAAUCACUAGUAUCACAGAACCAAAUAACGAUGACAAUGAUGAAGAUUCACCAGACACUGACUCACAUGUUCACGAUCACAGAACAGUAGAUAACAGGCAUGAAGCUGAAUUGCAAAAUUAUGCCGACAACAUGGUUGUGUACAAUACGUCUAAUGAUCUAGGCAGUUCUGCACCAGUCAUACCGACUAGCUCACAAUAUGGUCUGGCUAUUGUUGAUAAUUCAGAUGGUGGCCAUUCUUUAGGUUCCAUAAAGAAUGAAGAUAUGCAUGGCAUCGAUGCUAAUUCACAAAAGAAUGAGUGCGAUUUAAAUGGUCUUCAAAACAAAAACAGAAAUGAGAGGUUCAAAGUGGUGAAAAUUGAAAGUACAGAACCAUUUAAACGCGGCCGUUGGGUGUGUAUGGACUUUUUAGAUCAUUCAAUGAAUCAACAACAAUCAGGUAACAAUAAAAUAAUCAUGGUAAAUGGUGAUAACAAGGCUUAUUCUCAGGCAAACGACUUGGAUACAACUGAGCCAUUGGACAAUGGCCAUCAUGAAAGUUCCGAGUUCAGAGUUUGUACUAAUAAUGUCAGUACUUACACCAGUAAUUGUAAUAACUCUGAUAAUUAUAAAAAUCCAACUUCUACUUAUAAUAUUGUAUCAUCUGGUGUAACUACUCCUAUCCAUAGUGCUUGUGUAUCUCCUGGUCAAAGUUUACAGACUAAUAUGCAAGUUCCAGUUUUAACGAGUCAGCCAAUUUCAACUUCUGUGCAAGCACCACAGCCACAAAGUCUUACCCAAGUUCAAUUACCAACCCAGCAUAAUAAUAUUAAUCAGAAUUGUCUACCACAUUCCAGCUUACAGUCUCAGCAGAUACAACAAGUGAUUGCAAAUGCCGGAGUAAUGCAAUCUCAGUUACAACAAACUCAACCAGUUAUCAAUGUUAUGCAAAAUCAAAACCCAUCAAUACAACCACAGUCUAUUCAACAUAUAAAUUCUGUAGAACAAAAUGUCACUCAAACAAUGCCACAACAAUAUCAACCUAUGUCACAGGCAAAUUUACAACAACAAAUUAUGCAGCAUAACAUACCAGCACAAUUUCAAAAAUCAUUUGUUCAACAGAAUCAAUCCGUUUUACCUAACUGUGCACCUAUACAGCAAUCAGUAAAUCAAAUGAUUAAUCAACAAGUUCCUCAAUAUUACAACUCCCCUCCAGUCCAGUCUCAAAAUGUUACUUCUGAAUCUUCAACUACGGUGUCUAUGUCCAAUCAACAUAUUGGCCAACAGCAAUUUCAGUCAAUACCUAUUCAAAAUCACGUACAACUUCAACAGAACCAACAACAAUUGCCACCCCCUGUGCAACAAAUGCAACAACAGCCUAGUCCUCAGCAAAAUAUGGUACAACAAAAUCAAAUGCAAUCUCAAAUGGUCCAACAAAAUCAGCAAUUGUCUCAUCAACCAACCAUUUCUCAGCCUAGUCAACCUCAACAAACCCAGUCUGUUCCUCAACAGAGUCAACAAAUGUCUCAGCAACAUAUCCAGCAGCCUCAACAAACACCACAACCCCAACAGACACACGUCCAGCAAGUAUCUUCUUCACAGCAACAGCAACAACAACAACAAGCCCCUCAACAAAUGCAACAAGUUGGACAACAACUACAAGGACCACAAGGUUCACAAAUCCAGCAGCAAUUGCCUCAGCAAACUCAUCAUAUCAACCAACUUACUCAAAUUACCAAUCAACCGCAACAAAUGCCCCAGUCAAAUCAAAUGCAACAAAUAGCUCAGCAAAGUCAGCAAAUUUCACAUCAACCUCAACAAAUUACACUACAGAGCCAACAGAUACCCCUACAGACUCAAUUACAGCAUUCUAAACAAAUGCAAACAACUCAAAUUCAGCCUCAGUCUCAACAGAUUCCUCAACAACAGCAGAUUCCUCAACAACAACAGAUUAGUCAGAGUCAAAUGAUACAUCAAAAUAAUCAACAAAUAAACCAUACAGGGCAAAUGAUUCCACAGCAAACUCUUAAUCAAGGACAACAGUUAAAUCAACAAAACCAACAAGUUCAACAGCAACAGCAACAGCAACAACAACCUCAACAACAAAUACAGCAACAAUUAGCCCAAACUAGCCAACCUAGUCAACCAAUGUCUCAACAAAUUCUACAACCAAAUCAAAGUAUGCCUCAACAAAAUCAAGUUCUAACUCAGCAGUUGGGAAUAAGUCAACCAAAUUCCCAAAUGUCUGUAUCUCAAUCUCAGAACCAACAAGUAAUUCAACCGCAACAGCCACAACACAUGCAACAAGCUGGUCAGCAAUAUCAACAACCUCAACAAAUGAUGCAAUCUCAGCCACAGCAAUUGCCAAUGCAAAAUAAUCAACCCAUCAUGCAUCAGCCAAGCUAUUCACAGGCACAAAGUUUGAAUGCUAUGCAACUGAAUCAAGCCGUAAUGCAAAUUCCGACUAACACUGUUACGUCUACUCAAAUGCAUAUACAGCAGCAACAGCCAGUGGGUCAAUCUAAUAUGAUGCAGCAACCUCAAAUUUCCGUUAUCCCGCAAAAUAACAUACAACCAAUUCCUAUGUCCCAACAACAAAUGACAUAUUCACUACAACAACAUGUGCCUAUUAACCCAAACUAUGCUAACAGUAUGCAAAAUUGUUACAUUCCUUCCCAACAACAAAUGGCUCCAUACAAACCUUCAAUGAAAACUGUAGAAACUGUCAAAAAAAAAGAAGACAAUAACACUGAAGAUGUUGAUAAUGGAACCACUAAUAACGCAACUACCACUGUAGCGAUCGAUAACAAAAUUGAACAAGCUAUGGAUUUGGUCAAAAGCCAUCUUAUGUAUGCUGUGCGUGAAGAAGUAGAAGUAUUAAAAGAGAAGAUUGCAGAGCUAAUGGAUAAAGUUGGACUACUAGAAACAGAAAACUCAAAUCUUAGGAUGCUUGUUCCACCAGAAAUGUUAGAACAAUACAACCGUGAAAAACAAAAAUCUACAAAUGGUCAGUCUACUCAUAAUCAAUAG